CCAAACUUUUGCACUCUUUCUCAAUCUCAGAAAAAAAAAGUCUAACACUCAACAAAAAUCAUGAACAUGCAUGAUCACUGCAUGGAGUUUGAUCAGCAAUUUCUGGUGGAUGAUGCCAUGGAUGAUCUUGAUCCAUCAUUCAUAGAAGGAUUCAUGGAUGCAACCAUAUGCAUGUCAUCAUCAAAGAGCAUGAUGAGUCCAAGCAACUCAUCACACAGUAACAACACAAAGCCAAAGGGUUGUGCUUUCAAACCAGUUCGAAGGAGAUCUAGGGCUUCUAAGACCACUCCCAUUACCCUUCUGAAAGCCAACACCUCCAAUUUCAGGGCAUUGGUACAACAGUUCACUGGGUGUUCCACCACAACAGCCAUGUCACUUGCAAUCCAUAAGGGUCCCAUUACCCUAAAUUUCCAACAAGGUACCAAACAACACAUUCAGCAUCACACAACAAAAAUAACUACACCAAUGCCACCACAGUUUGCCACCAUGAUCAGUUCUAACCAAGUUCAUCGAGUUUCUCAGCCACAACAGCACUUGAUCAUGACAGAGCCACAAAGUGAAUACUGGUUUGAGCAUGUGGAAAACAGUGACCUUUGUGUUCCAUCUUCGGGUAGCUGCAUGGAUGAUGGAUUUGGCUUUGAUGAUGAUUUUAGUUUGCAUGAAAUAACCGUGAAUGCCAUCUCCAAUGACAUCCAAGGUUUAUUUAUGUGAUGAAAAUAAAGGAUUCGAUAUGCAGAGAAGACUCAUCUUCGGUCAACACCUCUAUGCAGAUAUUAUCAUGAAAUUAAGCAAUAGUUCAUGUUUAUUAGCCUGUAAUAAGCUUUAGUUUAUUCUAUCCAUUCACUUUCUUUAUUAUUUUCUUUGUAUCCUUCAAUCUUCUUGUGUUAUCCUUGAUUACAUGACCUUCUUUGACAAA
Molecule: messenger RNA, 916 nt
Organism: Vigna unguiculata (cowpea)
Lineage: Eukaryota; Viridiplantae; Streptophyta; Magnoliopsida; Fabales; Fabaceae
Source: RefSeq, a predicted model, not a curated record